Messenger RNA from Ogataea polymorpha, 1969 nucleotides. RefSeq lists its product as uncharacterized. The record is from RefSeq and is a predicted model, not a curated record. Lineage: Eukaryota; Fungi; Ascomycota; Pichiomycetes; Pichiales; Pichiaceae. The transcript is spliced from 2 exons. The coding region runs from base 738 to 1574 and encodes 278 amino acids.
GUAAAUCACAAGAUGUUCCUAAAAUAGAACAUGAUCCAUCUAGGAUAGUUCUGCGCAAACUUCCUGCUGACAUGGACUAUAAUCGCUUUGUUGAGAAAAUAGCCACUUUGCAUGGAGUUAAAUCCUACUAUUUUGUCCAAGGUAGAGUUUCGAGCGGCCCCAAUGAGCCUCCCGUUCACUCACGUGCAUAUCUUCAAAUGGCAAGCACAGAGCACGCCAAGUCUGCAGUCCGCCAACUUCGAAACUCCAGUCGGUCAGUCGAUUUUCUUUCGCUUGCGAGCUCAGAAAUACAGAAGGCUCUAAACGAAUCUGUUCCUGAACCCUUUAUUGCAGGACAUCGAAAAAGUAGAACCCAACUGGAAGAAUCACCAUUAUUUCUGAAUUAUAUGAAGAUGAAUGCAGGUGAGAUCACUGAAGAGGAGUUUCAGAGGCCCUAUUUGGCAAAGCCUAAAAGGAAAAAAGCCUCCAAACAGGCUCGCAGCCGAUCUGCUGAACGAGGAGGUGAAGCGACGGAAAAAAAGAACGGCGCGUCGAAAAAAAAGGAUAAAAAGGAGCAGAACUUAAAGAAGGAGAAAGAGAAAACUACAAGCGCACAGCAGAAGCCAAAGAAAGCUAAGCCCAAAAAAUCAAAAGCUACUCAAAAAAUUGGUGGACAAAACAAAAGCGCCCAGGCCCAACCGUCAACCAAGGUCCAGAUCACAUAAACGGCUAAUUGUCCAAAUCUCUUGAUUCCUUAAAUGUCCAGGCAAGACAGCCAGUACAAGACCAUUGAGGCCACAAUCAAAUGGCUGCAAGAGUACAAAUCGUUGGCGGUUUUGUCGAGACCGCGAAUCACCGAGUUUCUAGAUCCGAAAUUUGUCAACGAAGCGGUUGAGUGCAUCAUUGGUGAGCGGCCCAUCGAAACAAGCGCAAUCGACGACAACACCCAAUAUUUCAAGAUAUUAGCUGAGUUUCUAGCAGACAUGUUCGUUGGCACUGAGGUGGUAGAAAUGCACAUCCAAGCUAUGGAUUCUUCGUUAUUGGACAGGUACGUGAAGGGUAAGACAAAUUGGGAGUUUGUGGACGACUUGGCUUUGACCGAAGCCAUAUACCACUACUGUUGCUUACUAUUGGUUAGUAGUGUUCGAGGAAAACGAAUGGCGUGGGCGAUGACCAAUAUUAACUAUUUGCCGUUGGAGUACAAAAAGGUGCUGGAGAAGUUCAGUCUAAUUGCGGACAAGCAGUCUGUAUUCGAAGGAUUCGAGCAAAAUUCGGACAAUGCACAACUGGAAGAAGCCUUACGAGAGAAGGAAGAACAGGCCCAAUUUCUGCAAUCACAGCUGAAUGAACUGCACGAAACCAGCCAACUUAAAGAGCAGCAGUUGCUUGUCGAGCUGGAGAGUAAAGAGGAAAAACUGAAAGCUUACGAUCAAUUGAUGGUUAAAUUAAAGAUACAAAAUGAACAGUUUCAUCACAGCUUCAUGGAUCCGUCGGUUGAUUCUUCACUUAACAAACACACGAAACUGGAGAUGAUUUCAUUCGAAAAUAAAGUUUUGGAGCAUUUUAUUUCCAUAUUGGCAAAAGCCUCGGAUUAGAAUAAUGCAUCCAAUGUACAGCACACGCACAUUGCAGCCAAGCAUGCCAUCAGACAGUCGCCCCCACCACUACUAUAGGUUUGCUGCUGAGCAUACAUCGGCUGUUGUUGAUAAUAUGGUUGCUGCUGGUAGUAUGGCUGCUGUUGGUAGUAUGGUUGCUGCUGGCCAUACAUCGGUUGCUGCUGUUGCUGCUGAUAAUACGUGUGUUGCUGCUGAUAGUACGGCUGACCUCCGGAAAACAUGCCUCUUUCCUGCGUGGUCUGCUCAACGUAACCUUGAGGCUGUGCGUUAUAUGUAGUAGUCCCCGAAUUGUAAUACUCUGCUGCAGCGCCUUUGCUUGCGGGCGGAGGAUCGGAUGGUGGUUUAUAUUCUGGCAUGUUCAACUAAGAUAAAUC